AGGGGGAACUUAAGUUUGUGUGAAGUUGUGAAAAGUUGUCAAGCUGAAAAAAGAGCAGAAACUCCUCCCGUCUUCUAAUUAUGAGCAAUCAGCAGCAGCAGCAGGGUGAAAUGGCCGCUGUGGAGAGCGGCGGAGGAUUCAGCCAGAAGCGAAACACAAACUCACAAGACUCACAGCAGCCGUCUCCUUUGGCCUUGCUGGCAGCCACGUGCAGUCGAAUCGACACCCCUGGAGAAAACGAUUCUACCGCAGACCAACAGCUGGAAAUAAACCCGGGUGUCUUCACCUCCAGUGCCAACGGCUGGCAGGUCGUUCCUCUAAGCGUUCAAGCAUCCUCCGGCUCUAACACAAUCACCACUGAUUCCUCAGGGGUGAUGACAGGAGACAAUGGCAAAAGCAGACAGGUGCUGUCACCAUCAAGUACUCAGGGUCAGCAGCCACAGCAGUAUGUAGUAGCUCAGGCCCCAUCUGUGCCAGGUCAGCAGGUUCUAACCACCAUAUCAGGUGUGAUGCCUAAUAUACAGUACCAAGUAAUACCCCAAUUUCAGACAGUAGAUGGCCAACCGCUGCACUUUGCACAUGCUCAACAGGAACCUGCUGCAGCAGGACAAGGACAACAGUUUCAGAUAGUGUCCUCUCCAAAUGGCCAGCAGAUUAUUGCUGCAUCCAAUAGAGCUGGUGCAGCUGGAAACAUCAUAACCAUGCCCAGUGUCCUUCAGGGAGCCAUCCCCAUUCAGAACAUCUUAGGCAAUGGUGUUUUACAAAAUCAGCCCCAGUUUCUGGCAAACAUGCCAGUAUCCUUGAAUGGAAACAUCACUUUGGUGCCUGUCAGUACAGGUUCUACUGGAGGGGAUGCAAAUGGUAGUGGAGAAACGGGUGGGAACCAGCACGUACAGCAAUCUCCACAGCCAGCAUCUUCUAAUAGUGGGACCAGUUACAUGACCAGCGAAUCCACCAUCACCACUCAAACCUCUUCUUAUGGAAUUGCCACACAGAAGAGUAACGGAUCAGGGAGCAGAACGUUCCAGCAAAACCCAGCCUCCUCUCUUGGUGUCCCAAUUCAGCCAGACAACAGAGCAGAGCAGCAGCCUCAACAAAUCCUCAUUCAGUCUCCUCAGGUUAUUCAAAGUGGAGCACCUCUUCAGACCAUACAAGCCAGUACCGUUGCAAGUGCAGGUGGUCAGGUGUUUGCAGCUCCAACACUCAGCCAAGAGGGGCUUCAAAACCUUCAGAUUAUGCCAAACACAGGGCCUAUCCUCCUGCGCACUGUAGGCCCUAAUGGCCAGGUUAGCUGGCAGACCCUUCACAUCCAGAGUCCAGCAGGUGCACAGAUAACACUAGCCCCAGUGCAGUCUCUGCCCCAGCUCGGGCAGACUCAAGGAGCUACCGGAGCUGGAACGGUACCGGUGCAGAUCCCAAAUCUUCAGACCAUAAAUCUCAACUCACUUGGAAGCACAGGGCUGCAGAUGCAUCCUCUGCAGGGAAUCCCCAUCAACAUCACAGGUGCAUCAGGUGAGCAGCCGUUGCUGACUGCUGGAGAAAGUUUGGACAGUAGUGCAGUUAUGGAAGAUGCAAGCAUGAGCCCACCCUCUCAGGGGCGCCGGAACCGCAGAGAAGCCUGCACUUGUCCUUUCUGCAAAGAUGGAGAGGCCCGAGACCCAAAUAAAAAGAAGCAGCACAUUUGUCACAUUAGUGGCUGUGGGAAAAUUUACGGCAAGACAUCCCACCUCAGAGCACAUCUCCGCUGGCACACUGGAGAACGUCCCUUUGUCUGCAGCUGGGCGUUCUGUGGCAAACGGUUCACUCGUUCAGAUGAGCUUCAGCGCCAUAAGAGAACACACACAGGUGAGAAAAGGUUUGCUUGCACCGAGUGCCCAAAGCGCUUCAUGCGCAGCGACCACCUGUCAAAGCAUAUCAAGACUCAUAUGAACAAGAAAAUGGCCCCCGUUACCAGCACCAGCACAACUGUCUCAGCUGAUGCUGCGUCCCCAUCAGCAGCAACAGAAAAUGGUAUGGGAUCGGCCAACGACCAGCACACAAUCGUCACCAUGGAAACCUUAUCUGCAGAAAGCCUAGCUCGGUUAGCCAACAGCGGUAUCAAUAUGAUGCAAGUGGACCUUCACCAGAUCAAUGGCAACAGCUUCUAGAAACAGUGGAGAACAGUGCUGUUGGUGGAUUGUUGUUCUAACUGGACUUUGUGGGGUUAAAAAAAAGGGCAUCGUUCCAGAACUUUUUUUGUAGGCGAGUUUGUAAAUCUGAUGCAGAAAGUUGACUUUAAUCUUAUAUUUUGGUACCUUUGGCAUUUAGGGCUCAGAGGUGGGUGAGUGGGAUUCAGAUCUAGAUAAAUCACUGUGAAAUCCCAUUUCCCCUGUGUGGAAGUGGCAUUACACUAACAUCUGUUUCUCAAAAAGAUCCAGCCUCCGUUUCCCAUCUGCAAUAACAGAUCAGCACACUUCAUGAUGAAUUUGUAGAUUGUGAAAUUCUUUGUACAAACUACUUCAGUGAAGAGAUGACACUAAGUCAGACUCUACUUUUAAUUUUAUUUUCCUGGGGCUGUGAGCUUUGCUAUUUCUCGUCGUUCACCUCAGGAGUUUCCUGACCCGUCACAGCGAGCUGCCGUGUCAGGUCCCCUCAGGCUAGUUGGCCCAAAUCAUCUCAAAAUGAAAGAUCUCUUCAUAAAAAGGAGAAGCUUCAGCAGCAAACAUGUUUUUUUAACCGCUGUUGCGGAAUACAUUCAUAACUUGUAUUUUCAUCAUCCAAUUAAUGUCUGUGCACAUUAAGUCAUGGCUGGCUGAGGCCAGAAGCUCUAAUCUGUGUAAGGGUGUUCAUGUCAGAGCGCUGAAGUACUUAAAUAACUCGUUAACUUCUUUUGUAAGUUCACACACAUUCAAGCCAUCAUGCUUUAAUAUCUAAAAGCAACAUUAAUUUUUUUUGUAUAUAUGUUUUUUGGUAAAUGCUACAGAGCGUCUUAGCACAGCUAAGAUUAUAUUACAUGAUUGUCUUUCAGUUGUCUGUAUGUUUCAUGCAAAAUCAAUCUUAAAUCUUAUUUUUACAUAUAUCUACAAAUGCAGAUUAAAUAUGUAAACCUCAAGAGUCUGUCGUGUUCUAGUCCAGUUUCCUUUAAGUCCUGCGGUACACUUGUUUUCAUGGACUUUGUUUUGCAGAUGUUUUUUUGUUUGCCAUUUACUUUUACACUGAAUUAUUUUGCAAUGAUUUCCAUAAAAUCGUGACUAGAGAUGCUCCAAACCAAAGUUUUAUACUCAGAAGUAAAACAUGGAAAAGUUUUUUUUUUUUAAACUUUUAAUAAUAAAUGCCAAAAUUAUAACUGGAAAAGAUCUGGCUUGAAGCGAACCUUGAAUACAUGUCCUGUUGCUCCAGAUUGUACUCUCACAACAAAUUUGAAUAUUUUUCCCAUCAUUGGAUUUGUAAUUGUUUUGUAAAUAAAUGUAAUGUGUGCAAUGUA
Molecule: messenger RNA, 3463 nt
Organism: Nothobranchius furzeri (turquoise killifish)
Lineage: Eukaryota; Metazoa; Chordata; Actinopteri; Cyprinodontiformes; Nothobranchiidae
Gene: sp1
Product: sp1 transcription factor
Biological process (GO): regulation of transcription by RNA polymerase II
Molecular function (GO): DNA-binding transcription factor activity, RNA polymerase II-specific; RNA polymerase II cis-regulatory region sequence-specific DNA binding
Source: RefSeq, a predicted model, not a curated record